AUGGCAUUCACAACAGACAACAAAGAUACCCUGGGAGGAUCAAACCCCGACGAAAUCCAUCGCGAACUACAUGCCUUGCUCCCUGAGCUAUCAGAACUUACGAAAGCGAAAUCAAAAGAUCAGGAAAAAGUCCUCAAUGAAUUAUUCAUUGAGCAGCUCUCCAGAAUGAUCUACGGCUCCAAUAUGAUCGAGUUUGCUGGAGGCAGUCUCGAGACCACACGCAAACUCUGCCGCAUGGUCUUGGACAAAGAGGGAGAGGACGUCUCGGAGGAGAUUACCGAGACUGACCCCGAUUAUGAUGACAUCCAACUGCAUCUGCAAAGCAGGGAAUUGCCGCACGACCAUGCACGGAUUCUCCAGAGUUACCGAGAAAUCGUUCAGCAUGCCCAGGCAGCAGAGUACAUAUUCGACAAAGUCGGGAAGGGUGAGGAUUUAUCACAGAGCAUCAUCAACGAAACGCACGCUAUCCUGACUUACAAGAUCGAUGCUGGGCAAACACCGUGGAUAUACUACAGCGGCGUGUACCGAACAUGCGACGUCAGAUGCGGUUCCCAUAUCUUUAUGGAUGAUAGCAGAGUCCCUUGCGCGAUGCGCGAUAUGAUCGAAGCCCUGGAAAGCGGUAUAGAAAAGGGCGAGAUGGAUAAAUUGGAAUUGGCGAGUAAAUAUUGCCAUCAAUUCGUCAAUAUCCAUCCCUUCGCCGACGGCAACGGCCGAAUGUGCCGCCUUGUUCUAAAUGCCUUGCUUCUUAGGUUUGGAUUCGGCGUUAUCUGCAUUGGGCAAACGAAACAAGAUAGACAGCUAUACCUACGGAUUGCCGUCGAGUCAAGUGCCUUGAAAGCCUCUCAGAACCAAGAGCACAUGGUUAUGAAUAACUACAAGGCACUGGCUUCGUUUGUGCUGCAGCACACUAGGGAUGAAAUUCUCAAAACUUGUCAAACCCUUAGAGGAGAUAUUCAGUAA
Fusarium sp. VM40 is the source of this 960-nucleotide messenger RNA. The record is from the annotation of a GenBank genome assembly. NCBI's taxonomy places the organism in Eukaryota, Fungi, Ascomycota, Sordariomycetes, Hypocreales, Nectriaceae.